Messenger RNA from Vitis riparia (riverbank grape), 1477 nucleotides. RefSeq lists its product as uncharacterized. The record is from RefSeq and is a predicted model, not a curated record. Gene Ontology annotation, cellular component: endoplasmic reticulum; endoplasmic reticulum membrane. The transcript is spliced from 5 exons. Gene Ontology annotation, biological process: post-translational protein targeting to membrane, translocation. Bases 87 to 1202 code for a protein of 371 amino acids. Lineage: Eukaryota; Viridiplantae; Streptophyta; Magnoliopsida; Vitales; Vitaceae.
UGAACCCAGUUCAGUUCUGAGCGGAGACAAAACUCCAUUGGGAAGAACAGAAUCAGAAGAGAGGAAAGUAUUGUGAAAGAGCAAAGAUGAAGAAGUCAUCAGGAGCAGAGAAAAAGAGAGUGAAACGACAAUCAGGAUCUUUACAAAAUGGCAUCAGAGAUUCCAACUCCGACACUCCUCCCAGGAAACAAGCUGCAAAAAAGGAUGUUUUUCAGUUGUUUGCUGAGAAAGUGAGGGAUCACAAGGAUCUGGUAUCUAGGUGGGCUGUCUUACAGGAGACACGUGUUGAAUAUUUUAGAGGGAAGGAUUUUGUUAGCUUUUUGAGAAAUCAUCCAGACCUUAAAGAGAUACUCGAAUCAGAUAGAAACCUAGAAGUAGAGGAUAUUGUCAAUGUUCUAUUGAGGAAGAAUCUUUUAGUGCGCUGUGAUCGUGUGGUGAAAACUGUUCGACCUGGAAAGAAAAAACUGUCUACUUGGCCAGCACAUUUAGAGAUCUUCCCUGAUCAAUUAUUUUCUGAAAAUGAUGCCUUUUUCGCAUGGACAUUUGUCAAACGGAGGCCAUUGUGGCAGACACUUCUCUCAUUUUUCUGGCCUGUGUUGACUCUUGCUAUUUGCUUGUUUCCGGUAUAUCCUCAUGGGUGCAAGUUACUAGUACUAUAUACAUGUGCUGGUGUUCUACUACUCAUACUCUCCCUGCUAUUAUUGAGAGUUGCAAUUUUUGGUGCUUUAUGGAUAAUUCUUGGAAAGCGGGUCUGGUUUUUCCCUAACAUCCUUGUAGAGGAAGUAACACUACGAGAAUUAUUCCGGUUUUUGCCCAAUAAAGAUGAGGAGGAGCGCCCAAAGUGGACAGCUAGGCUUUUGUUUGCAGUGUUGGCUGUGCUGUUUAUAUUGUUGCUCAGGCACCAUGCCCCUGAUGAAGCUGCAAGAGCCAGGUAUCAGAAGCGGGUCUCAAACAUAAUAGAUGAUGUUCUUGAGUGGUCACCAAGAUUGGCUUUGUCUGGAAUGAUGGAGAAGCAGCAACCAGUAGUUGAUGAUGUCACAGAACCCACCAACGGUUUCACAGAUGGGAGCAAAGCAAGCCCUGAAGAAGCGGUUUCACCUGAUGGCACGGAUGGAGAAACUGUCUCAGAUCAACAUGGGGAUGGAGACGACGCUGGAACUAGGUUGCAUGAUGAUCAACAACAGGAUGAGGAUCGUACGUGAUUGUAGAUCAUGCUAUGCCUAGCAGACAACAGGUCAUAGUUUGCUCUUUUUUGUGUCCAUUUUGUUUUCUUUCUUUACUUAUUUGUUUCUUUUUUUUUUUUCUGAAAUUUAUAAACUUUUUGGCUUUUCAUCUUUGAUUUUAUGAAUGUAGAACUAUGUAAUGAAAAUCAUGACAAUAAGCAGUUGGGUUUCCAAUAUGUGGUCCCAUAAUAUAGGAUACAUGGAAAUUGAUGACUGCUGACAAUGUGGGGAGGCUUGUGAACCCACUUAAAAGA